Molecule: messenger RNA, 3410 nt
Organism: Mucor mucedo
Lineage: Eukaryota; Fungi; Mucoromycota; Mucoromycetes; Mucorales; Mucoraceae
Exons: 6
Coding region: 88-3378 (1096 amino acids)
Biological process (GO): negative regulation of transcription by RNA polymerase II
Cellular component (GO): chromatin; Sin3-type complex
Molecular function (GO): transcription corepressor activity
Source: RefSeq, a predicted model, not a curated record
CGUUUUUUUUAAAAAAAGUAUCACUCUUUUACCCCCUCUCUUCAUUAUCUGUUUAUUUUUAUUUUGUAUAAAAAAAAAGAAGCAUAUAUGGUAGCCGAUAAUCCUGAAGAAACUAGGGAUAGUUAUGCAUCUGAAUACAACAAUACAGUCAAAGUGGAAGAAUACCGACCAUUAAAUGUUAAAGAUGCACUGUCGUAUCUUGACAAAGUCAAAGCGAAAUUCUCUUCGCAGACACAAGUUUAUAAUCAGUUUUUGGAUAUAAUGAAGGAUUUCAAAAGUCAAAUGAUUGAUACACCAGGUGUCAUUGAACGUGUCUCCACUUUAUUUCGAGGUCACCCAGCUUUAAUUUCGGGCUUCAAUACUUUUUUACCUCCAGGUUACCGUAUCGAGUGUAGCGUGGAUGAACAAUCCCGAAAUAUUAUAAAAGUAACCACACCUUCAGGUACCACCUGUAUCAACGAUAGUGGAAACCUCGACUUGUUGAAGCGACCGGAGGAAGACGAUGCUAAUAAUAUAGAGCAGCAACAGCAACAGCAACAAAAGAAGAAAAAGGAGAAGGCACCCGUGGAAUUCAACCAUGCCAUCACCUACGUCAAUAAGAUCAAGAACCGUUUCUCCAGUCAACCUGACACAUACAAAAAGUUUCUAGAGAUUUUACAGACCUAUCAAAAGGACCAGAAACCAAUUGGUGAGGUGUAUACCCAAGUUCAAGCUUUAUUCAAUGGUUCAGAAGAGCUCCUCGAUGAAUUUAAACAGUUUUUACCAGAACCUAAAGGAAGAAAGAAGCGUCUGGGUAUACCCACCCUUAGUAUCUCCAAGAGAACAAAGCAUCACCACAAAACAGAUCUUCAAACUUCCAAUGUCAGAACUCACGCGGACGAUCUCUCACGACCUACCUUUUCCGCUGAAGAAGCCGAAUUCUUUGAAAAGGUCAAGACCUACAUUGGAAACAAGGCUACUUACAAUGCCUUUCUCAAGGUUCUCAAUUUAUUCAGUCAACAAAUUGUGGACCAAAAUAUUCUCGUCAGUCGUGUCGAGAGUUUUAUUGGUGGAAGUAAAGAGUUAUUUGACUGGUUCAAGACAUUAGUAGGCUAUGAUGGGUCCGAUGAGAUGAUUGAAAAUGUGCCACUUACAUCCUCCUCCUCCAAUGCACACCCACAACAACAACAAAUCACCACCAACACUUUAUUAGCGAAUAGCGGACAGGAUGCUUGUGGACCUAGUUAUCGUCAUACACCCAAAGAAUGGCAAAAUCGAACAUGUUCAGGUCGAGAUGCAUUAUGUUGGGACGUAUUAAAUGACACGUACCUAUCUCAUCCUACAUGGGCCAGUGAAGAUACAGGGUUUGUAGCCGCCAAGAAGAACCAAUACGAGGAAGCCUUACAUCGCGUUGAAGAAGAAAGGUACGAUUAUGAUUUAAACAUUGAAGCCAAUUUAAAUACCAUUGCAUUACUGGAACCGAUCGCCAAAAAGAUCAGUAUCAUGACAACGGAGGAAAAAUCAAAUUUUCGUCUUUCCCCCAGUUUGGGUAGCCCCUCACGUACCAUCUAUCAACGUAUCCUUAAAAAAAUUUAUGGUACCGAAAAGGGAUUGGAGAUCAUUCGUCUUUUACAUCAAAACCCAGCACAGACGGUACCCAUCGUUCUAAAAAGACUAAAGCAAAAGGACGAUGAAUGGAAACGAGCUCAACGUGAAUGGAACAAGAUUUGGCGUGAAGUAGAAGCCAAGAAUUAUUGGAAAUCAUUGGAUUAUCAGGGUAUUACUUUUAAAAUGACCGAUCGCAAAGCCAUGACGACACGUGCCUUGGUAUCCGAAGCAGAAAGAAAAAGAGCAGCACAACAACAAUUUCAUUUUGAGUUGAAGGAUUUGGCCGUUUUUAAGGAUGUCUCGAGACUGGUUUAUUUCUUUUUGGAGAGACAACCCGUGUAUAAUUUAGAGGAUUGUGAAUCCAUGCGUAUGUUUAUGAAUACCAUGAUUCCCAUGUUCUUUGAUGUUGAGGAUGUACAGCCUUCCACCAUUGAAACCACAGGUGACAUCAUCAUCAUGGAAGAGGUCGUGGAAGGGGAUGAAGAUGAUAAAUCAAUACAAUCGGUGGAUUCCGUAGAUACACCUAAAAAGACCACGAGAACAAGUAGAAGACCCAGACGAGGUCAAUUACAAACUGAUGAGGAUGGUUUAUUAAAAGAUGUCUUGACACGUAAUAUGAAUAAAAAAGUACGUGGUCAUUCUUCCUCUGACGAUGAAGACGAAGAUGACGAGGACGAAGAUGAUGACGAUGAGGAUGAAGAAGAUGAAGAUGAAGGGGAAGAUGAAGAUCAUGAAGAAUCCGUCUCUAGAAAUCCACAAGAAGAAGAAGAGGAAAGUGAUGAAGAGGAAGAGGAUGAUGAAGAAGAGGAUGAUGAAGAAGAAGUUUCAGUUGAACCAGAGGAGAAUCAAAAGACAUACAACUUUUUUGGUGACAAUGGGUUUUAUUGCUUCUUUCGAUUGUAUCAAAUGUUGUAUGAUCGACUUUGUAAGAUGAAGGCGUUAGACAACGAAUUUCGAAAGCAUCCCGAGAAAUCGAAAAAGGCAUCACAGGAAGCACAAGAAUUGGGUAUCACACCACGUCGAUUUAAAGCACUCAAAAUGGAUACCAAACGAGGUUAUUAUCAUUUACUCUUGGCCUUGAUUGAUAAGCUAUUUGAAGGAGAUAUUGAACAACAGACAUUUGAAGAAUGUGUUCGUUAUAUUUUUGGUACAGAUGCUUACAUCAUGUUCACCAUUGACAAGUUGGUGUUGUCUCUGGUGCGCCAUUUACACAUCAUUAUUGCAGAUACACAAUCUCAAGAAUUAUUUGAUUUGUUUACAAACGAACAUAAGGCAGAGACAGUGGAUCAAGGGGAUCUGACUACCUAUCGAACCCGUGUGGCAGGCUUAAUUGAAGGGGGGGAAAAUACAUACCAUAUCACAUUUAAAUUGAAAAGUCGAUCACUGGGUAUUCGAUUACUAGACAACAACCAUCAUCAUCAUACGACGACACAAAGCGAGGAAGGAUGUGGUGGAUAUGAUGAAUAUGUAUCUAAUUAUAUUGAUUGGGCUAAUGAAACAAAGGGUAUCAAUCAAGCGUUACUGACCCCAAGGUUUUUAAAGAGAAAUUUAAUGUUAGAAAAGAGAAGAAAGGAAGAGAUUCAGGUUCGAUCGGGUAUGCAAUACAAGAUUUGUCGUGAUACUUAUCACAUGUUUUAUAUUAUUGGUACGGAAGAUGCCUUUGUUCGUCAAUGUGCUAAACCCAGUACUUUCAUACCAUCAUCCACAUCAUCUCAUUGGUUGGAUAAGUAUUGGCAUGAUCCUCAAGAGAAAGUCCGUGCAGAACAACAAGCUUUAUCCUUACUCCAAUAAAUAAUAAAUAUGAUACACACACACUUUUUUUU